This is a messenger RNA of Cottoperca gobio, 4285 nucleotides long. Its product is annotated as enhancer of polycomb homolog 1-like. The record is from RefSeq and is a predicted model, not a curated record. The coding region runs from base 271 to 2757 and encodes 828 amino acids. Gene Ontology annotation, cellular component: NuA4 histone acetyltransferase complex. NCBI's taxonomy places the organism in Eukaryota, Metazoa, Chordata, Actinopteri, Perciformes, Bovichtidae. Gene Ontology annotation, biological process: regulation of transcription by RNA polymerase II. The transcript is spliced from 14 exons.
GCAAAAGAGUUUUAAAUGUCCGCCAUGUUGUCCAUGGCGCACUGAACCACCGGUAGGGAGCGGAGCGUCGGAAAAAAACAGUCCGAGAGAGAGCGACCAAGAUCCGGGCCUUCCCCCGGCUCCGUUGGCGACGCCCUAAAUACAAGCUACAACCACUCGAACGUUAGAACCGAGAUAACCGCACAGAAACAUCCAUGACAGCUCCACUCGGUACCGUUUUGAAUAUUAGGAGAUCCGAUAGAUUUAUAUUUCAUCUCGAGUUGUGAAAAAAUGAGUAAAUUGUCGUUUCGGGCGCGAGCGCUGGACGCUACCAAGCCGCUACCCGUCUUCCGUUGUGAGGAUUUACCCGACUUACACGAAUAUGCAUCCAUUAACCGGGCCGUGCCGCAGAUGCCUACGGGGAUGGAGAAAGAAGAGGAAUCGGAACACCAUCUCCAGCGGGCCAUCUCUGCGCAGCAGGUAUAUGGCGAGAAGCGGGACAACAUGGUCAUCCCGGUCCCCGAGGCAGAGAGCAACAUCACCUACUACGAAUCCCUCUACCCCGGGGAGUUCAAGAUGCCAAAGCAGCUAAUUCACAUACAGCCUUUCAGCUUGGACGCAGAGCAGCCCGACUACGACCUGGACUCGGAGGACGAUGCGUUUGUCAACAAGCUGAAAAAGAAGAUGGAGAUCAGCUUCCUGCAGUUCGAGGAGAUGAUCGACCGGCUGGAGAAAGGCAGUGGACAGCAGGCGGUGAGUCUUCCGGAGGCCAAGCUGCUGCUGAAGGAGGACGACGAGCUCAUCAAGGAGGUCUUCGACUACUGGAGCCGCAAGAGGAAAACCAGCAGGGCCAACUGUCUCAUCACCAACGUCAAGCAGGAGAGACGGGACGGUUCCAGCACCAGUGACCCCUAUGUGGCCUUCCGACGGCGCACAGAGAAGAUGCAAACCAGGAAGAACCGUAAGAAUGACGAGGCGUCCUACGAGAAGAUGCUGAAGCUACGCAGGGACCUCAGCCGAGCCGUCACCAUCCUGGAAAUGAUCAAAAGGAGGGAGAAGAGCAAGAGAGAGCUGCUGCACCUCACACUGGAGAUCUUUGAGAAGAGAAACGUCAUGUCGGACUACAGCGGUGAGGUGAUGGCGGAGGUUUUGGCUGAACGGGCGCUGGUGAGGCCGCAGAUCAUUCCCCUGGUCCCCGUCACCAACCAGUACCGACACCAGGACCACAUGGACCUCAAGGACUACAAGUCCAAGCCCGAGAAGACGGAAGUUCCCCGACAGAAGAGGAAGUGCGAGAAGAAGCAGAAGGCGUUGCCUCUCUCGUCGGGCGCCCCCCACCACCCGGGUCCUGUCGUCUUCAAUGCCAAGGACCUCAACCAGUACGACUUCCCCAGCUCGGACGACGAGCCCUUCUCCCAGCUGCACUCAGGCUCAUCAGAAGCAGAGGAGGAGAACGACCCUGAUGGUGCCUACGCCUUUCGCCGCAAGGCAGGCUGCCAUUACCACGCUGCUCGUCAGGACCGUGUGGGCAGCUGGCCGUGGUGCGGACCCUGGGAUGACGGUUUGGCAGAAGCUCGCUUUCGCUACAGUCUCACCACGCUCACCGUGCCGCGGCGCUGCCUUGGCAUGGCUCGACGACGCGUGGGACGAGGCGGCAGGGUGCUGCUGGACAGGGCGCACUCGGACUAUGACAACGUUUUCCACGGACUGGAUCCAGAAAUGCUCGACCUGCCUCUUCCCCCAACUUCUCCUCUUCCUCCUCCUACAACUACUUCACGCACGCCGGCCACCGACAAGUUUGCCAGUACCUCAGAAACAAAUACCUCGGACAGAAGUUCCUCCUCCUUCAACUCCUCUCUUUCCUCCCCCUCUUCCACGGACCUCAGUCAGAUACUGUUGAAUAUAAAGACGUGUCGAUGGAGGCACUUUAGACCACGGACACUACCACUACAUGAGCUGGACAAUGCCCACCCGCUAUUCAGGAAGUUGAGUCAAAGCCUGAAGCGACCCGUCUCUGCCUCCACAGCUGGGGGACAGCCCUUUGGCUCUCAACGCCCGGGGAGGGUUGUCCCUGCACCCGCACCUAUUGCUGCUUUCACAGCCGAACAGUACCAGCAGCAUCAGGAGCAGCUGGCUCUGAUGCAGAAGCAGCAGCUGGAGCAGAUCCAGCUGCAACAGCAAGCCAACAGCACCGCCACUACAAACAGCACAAAGGGCCUGUCGAGUACGCUGGACCAGGCCGGCGCUCAGUUCGCCGCCUCGGCCCUCGUCACUGCCGACAAACUGCUGGCUCUGAAAACAAAGGAGGACCUCCCCCCGGGAGGCGGAGUCAACGGCGUCCUCUCCCCCUCAGGUGUCUACAAGGGCUUGCACCUCUCGAGCACAGCGUCCCCUUCCCCCGUCCUCCCGGCUCCACCCACCUUUGCCCCGUCACCCGCCUUGCUCCACCCCUGCUCCACCUCCGCCACUAGUAACAACAACGGCACCGCCCACCACGCCAACACCACUAACGCCGCCGCCACUCAGGUCCUGCUGGGAAGCAACAGCCUCCGUCUGGGUGCUCCCACCGGCAAGCGCAUCCACGCCCCCCGGACGCUGAGCGCCACCAUGUCGACAUCCGCCUUAAAGCUCGCCGCCGCAACCGCCAACUGUCAGAAACCCAAGGUCCCUACGGCCUCGGCCUCGCCGCUGGACAUAGUGCCCAGGGAGAAUCACGAGCAAGAGAAGCCAGCACUGAACAGUCUAUCAGAGAACACAGUGGCCAUGGAGGUCACGUAGCCUCCCGUCCGCGGCGCCGGGGGAAACGUAACUCCUUUUUCUUGUUGGGUUUUUAUUUUUAACGGUGCUAUGCAUCGUUCGUUAGUGGUGAAAGCAAAGUGGUGGCGGAGUGAGCACGGCAAGGCUGGGUUUCCAUGGCAACUGUUUUGGGACUUAAUUGCAAUGCUCGUCUCGUACAAAUCUUUUUUUCUUCCCCUCCCCCCCCCCCAGCCCCCAUUCCCCUAUUUGUUACUGUUAAUAAGAGAUCGUCUGUAAAUUCUUAAUAUGACAAUUAUAUGUACAGUACUGCAUAUUUGUAAUACCCCCCCCGCCCUUGUUCUUGUAUAUAACAUUACUUGAAUACAGAAUUGUUCAUUUGUGAUGUUUUGCACUCGAGAUAUAAAAAAAAAAAAUUAAAACGACAAACUGCAACUGGUGCGAGCGAGGUGUGAAAGUUGUACGUCAACACACGCAUGGUGCGGAGCCUGCUGUUUGAUCUAUUUAUUGUGCCGUGUUUACAAACGUUCCCCCCCCCCCCCCCCAGCCCUUCAUGUCUUAAAAAACAAAAAAAUAUCCUCCCCCCCCCCCCUUUUUUUUUUUAAUGCACUGUACCCCUCACCGGCCCCCCCCGUGCUGUAGUCAGUGUUUAGCUUAGAUUAAAAAAAAACUGUAUUUUUUUGGAUGUUGUGAACAUGACCGGGAGCUCGGCCUUCCACGAUGUUCCCGUGUGUCAUGUUGGAUCCAUGGAGACGUGCGGGAGGAGGCGCGGGGCGGGAGGAGGCGGGUGUGACUUUGUUUGUCGUAGGCAUCAGUUUGUCGGGGGGUUAAUCAGUUUCCACGAUGAUCUUCCGUACAUAUAAUAUUCCUGAGACGAGUAACAAAACAAUGCUUGUGAUGAUCACGAUAUAAGUUGUUUGAUUUAACGCUGCUUUUCUAUGAUUUUUGGCCUCUGGUUUGCCCCAGAUGGCCUUAUUUACUUUUUACCCCCCCACAUCUUUUUUUUUAUAUCAUUUUUUAAAAUAAAUACUUUUCUAUUUCCCAAUAUAUUUUUUGCAGUUUAUUUUAUUUCCUUUCAGAAACAGAUUCAUUCUUUUGUUACUUGUUGAUCUAAAAAAAAAACUAAAAAAACAAAGGGAGUAAAAAACAAUGCAGUAACUGAAUUAUCAUUCCAGCUUCUACAUAACAGAAGAAGACGUGUAUGAGUCGAGUCGUCUCUACUUGUAAACGCUCCAGAAGGCCGAGAGGCCCUGAACACGUGAUCGGUGCCUUCAUUUGGGAAAAAAGUUUAAACAAACCAACAAAACAAAUGUUUGCUCUCUUCUGUGAAGAGUUUGGUACUGAACAAGGCUACUUGUAGUUUCUCUUUGUCUGUACCACCGGCCCAAUGCCCAUUCCAAUGGCCCAGUUGAUUUCAUGAGUUUGUUUUGUUUUUGUAGACCCUUCCACCCACACACACACACACACACACACACACACAUUCACACACACGGGAAAGACUAAGAAAUCUCUUGAAUUGUCACAAAAUGAAAUAAAAAUCCAGGGCAUUAUG